Messenger RNA from Seminavis robusta, 1389 nucleotides. NCBI's taxonomy places the organism in Eukaryota, Bacillariophyta, Bacillariophyceae, Naviculales, Naviculaceae. The record is from the annotation of a GenBank genome assembly.
CGUGAACGGCCAACGUGACGACUUAGAGUCGUGCUGCUACCGUAAAACCAACAGCCACAUUUUGCUUUCCGACGACAACACAGGGGCAAGGCAUCACAACUUCUGAACCAGACGAGUAUAUUCAUUCAUCAUCGCCUUGAUAGUCUUCAUUCAUCGCUUUGCUAGUCUUCAUCCAUCAACCAUGAUUUCCCGAGUGUUUCUAGCGACUUGUCUCUUGGUGCUUUCCUAUGCGUCCUCUGCUUUCGGAAACCCACAAGCUUUCUUCUCCUCCAGUGCCAUUAUGGAGUUGGAUUGGGUUGCCAACAACGUCAGUUCCUUGAAUCUCCAAGAGAUCAACGAGUUUGAGAGCGCCAUUGUCGUUCUCCUUCACACAACAAUGAAGAAAGAAAGCGAAUCCGAUGUUGGUCUUCUCCCAGAACAGCAAGUCUUGGCUGUGGACUUGCAUGUCAAAAACGUCACUAGACAGGAGUCCAACUUUCACAUGAAUGCUGUAGUAGAUGUACUCUACGUGGCAAAGGCAGGAGUUCCGGACAUGGCAUCCAUCCUGAUUCGAUUGUCUCGAAAAGAAAACGUCGCGGAUAUGCUGUUGGAUGACAUCUACGAUAUUCUCGGAGGAUCUGCAGAAUCUGUCGUUAUCAACUUCAAAACGGCAGAGCCACCGGCACAAAAGCUGUGGCAAGUCGAGGAUGAUGGAAUCUCCAAGGAAAAAGCCGACAAGACACUCAUCUUGGCCUGCACACUCCUCUGUGCUUCCUUGGUACUCGUAAUAUCGGUCCUCGUGUACGUAGCUGGUGGAUGGCGCGAUCUUCGAGAAAAGCUUGACGAGCAAAUUGAUUGGUUCAAAAACCAACGUAACACCUACAGUGCCGACGAGGACGAUGACGAGGAAUCUGGAGGAGUCGAUGUUGCCGACUCACAGAGCUACGAAGGCGAUGAGGAUGACGAGGACGAAGAUGAUGACGACAAUGCAACCGCUCCCAGUGGCAUCAUUGGAGCUUCUAGCAAGGAGGAAAACGCUGCAGAAGGAUUGGGCAUCAACCGCACACCAGAAAGAGGGAUCACAGACGACGGAUACGACACCACUCCCUUUAGUGAAAUGAGUGCCUACACGGAUACCUCACGUGCCCCUCUGGGAAUCACAUCCAUGAGAAAGAUGAGAAACCCCAACGACAAAAUGAUGUCCUUGCCGCCACUGGCUUACCAGUAAACAGACAAGUGACAGUGAUCGCUAAGACAACGAAAACAAACGACAGCACGAGCCUUCAUUCCUCCUCGCUCAAUAUGGUCGUCUUCAUCGAAUGUUGUCGACUGUUCUUCCAAGCUCCCAUUAGCUUUGAAAGCAACCUUUUUCAUUUGUAACAACCUAGUAACUGCAUUUCAUUGUGCUGU